Messenger RNA from Phaeoacremonium minimum UCRPA7, 1194 nucleotides. RefSeq names its product putative ketol-acid reductoisomerase protein. The record is from RefSeq and is a predicted model, not a curated record. Lineage: Eukaryota; Fungi; Ascomycota; Sordariomycetes; Togniniales; Togniniaceae. Gene Ontology annotation, biological process: L-valine biosynthetic process. The coding region runs from base 1 to 1194 and encodes 397 amino acids. Gene Ontology annotation, molecular function: ketol-acid reductoisomerase activity. The transcript has 4 exons. Gene Ontology annotation, cellular component: mitochondrion.
AUGUCCUCCAGAAGCUUUUCUAAGGCCGUGAGGUCGCCAUUGGCCCGCCAAUUGGUCAAGCCCGCCGUCCAGCGACGCACCUUCGUCUCGGCCCUCAACGCCGUCCGCGCCACUGCUGUCGCCCGCCCUGUUGCCGUUGCUGGCCCGGCCCAGCAGCAGGUCCGCGGUGUCAAGACCAUUGACUUUGCUGGCCAUCCCGAGGAGGUCUUCGAGCGUGAGGAUUGGCCCAAGGAGAAGCUCCUGGACUACUUCAAGAACGACACCCUUGCUCUGAUCGGCUACGGCUCUCAGGGCCACGGUCAGGGUCUCAACCUUCGCGACAAUGGCCUGAACGUCAUCAUUGGCGUCCGAAAGAACGGCAAGUCCUGGAAGGAUGCCGAGCAGGAUGGCUGGGUCCCGGGCAAGAACCUGUUCGAGGUCGAUGAGGCCAUCUCCAAGGGUACCGUCAUCAUGAACCUGCUCAGUGAUGCUGCCCAGUCUGAGACCUGGCCUCACCUGAAGCCCCAGAUCACCAAGGGCAAGACCCUGUACUUCUCUCACGGCUUCUCGCCCGUCUUCAAGGACCUCACCAAGGUCGAUGUUCCCACUGACGUCGAUGUCAUCCUCGUUGCCCCCAAGGGUUCCGGCCGUACCGUGCGAUCUCUCUUCCGUGAGGGCCGUGGUAUCAACUCCUCUUUCGCCGUCUACCAGGACGUCACUGGCAAGGCUGAGGAGAAGGCUAUUGCCCUCGGUGUUGCCGUCGGCAGUGGUUACCUCUACAGGACCACCUUCGAGAAGGAGGUCUACUCUGACCUUUACGGUGAGCGUGGCUGCUUGAUGGGUGGUAUCCACGGCAUGUUCCUGGCCCAGUACGAGGUUCUCCGUGAGCGUGGCCACAGCCCCAGCGAGGCUUUCAACGAGACUGUCGAGGAGGCUACCCAGAGCUUGUACCCUCUCAUCGGCGCCAACGGUAUGGACUGGAUGUACGAGGCUUGCUCCACCACCGCUCGCCGUGGUGCCAUUGACUGGAGCCCCCGCUUCAAGGAUGCCCUGAAGCCCGUCUUCAACUCCCUGUACGACUCUGUGAAGAACGGCGACGAGACCAAGCGCUCUCUCGAGUACAACAGCCAGCCCGACUACAGAGAGAAGUACGAGGCCGAGAUGGAGGAGAUCCGCAACCUGGAGAUCUGGAGGGCAGGCAAGGCCGUCCGGUAG